This is a messenger RNA of Linum trigynum, 2459 nucleotides long. NCBI's taxonomy places the organism in Eukaryota, Viridiplantae, Streptophyta, Magnoliopsida, Malpighiales, Linaceae. The record is from the annotation of a GenBank genome assembly.
CACCUCUCCUUCUCACUUCCCUGUUCAAUUUUCUGUUGUAGCUCUAUAUUUCUUUAGUAGUUUUGCGAUUAACGUUAACUCGUAAGUUGAUUUAGUAUUACAUAUUUCUUUAGUAGUUUUGCGAUUAACGUUAACUCGCAAGUUGAUGUAGCUCUAUAUUUCUUUAGUAGUUUUGCGAUUAACGUUAACUCGUAAGUUGAUUAAGUAUUACAUAUUUCUUUAGUAGUUUUGUGAUUAACGUUAACUCGUAAGUUGAUUUAGUAUUACAUAUUUCUUUAGUAGUUUUGUGAUUAACGUUAAUUCGUAAGUUGAUUUAGUAUUACUUUGUAUUGUUAAUUUUUAUUUUUGAUUUUUAUGAUAUUAACUUAACUACGGUUUUAUCGCAGAUGGCAUUCCAAAAGUUCACGCUUGGCUUACGGUGGAAUGGUUACACGGAAGAGACCGGAAAGGGUGCCACCUACGUAGGUGGCAAUUUUCAGAAGAUAAAGGUCGCUACCAGACCGCUGCUCGAAGACCUCCAUCAAAUGUGCACUAACGUUACUUGCAUGGAUGGCACGAGAAAAGUUGAUCGUAUGGUGUACCGAUAUCCAAACAGAGAAAGUGGGUCAUUGUGGCAUGAGGAAUAUCUCAUAACCACUCAGGAUGAGGUAGACGUCAUGCUCGAAUUCAUGAGGUCCAACAAUCUUUCCAAAGCCGAGAUGUUCGUUUACACCGAGCCGGUCGUAGGCGUUGGAGGUCAUGCUGGACACGGUCAAACAUCUGGUACCCAUGGUGGAGGUGAAUUAUAUGGCGAUCAUCCCUACCAAAGUUACCAUGAUCCUCAUUCAUAUUUUCAGUACCAAGAGCAAGGUGAAGGUCAUCAUCAAUCAUAUGAAGAAGAAGUUCAACCGGACCGGCCCAACCAACCUCAGUACAACUUCCUCUCAGGCAGCGGUAGUUUUCACAACUACCAUUAUGGAGCUGAUGAAGGUGCCUUUCAUGAGCUGGAUCAGAUGGAGGAUGUCAUGCCAGCACCAGUCAGUGACCCAUCCGACGAAGAAGGAGAGAUCAACGUCAGUGCAGACAGCUCCGACCCUCUUGAAGGUGCCGAUGAUUCCGGACCAGAGUCAGACUCAGCUAAUGAUGAUGAGGGGGCUCGUGACCGUGUACCAGUCCCCUACUACAAUCACAUUCCAGACGACAAUUGGAUGGUCGACAGCGACAUGGAGCCGCCAGAGGUCCCAAUAUGGGGUCCACUCACUGGGUUUAUGAAGGGCCAACAAUUUGGCUCGAAGAAGGAUGUGCGUCACGCCAUUGAGACAGAAGCAAUGACUCGGCAUUUUGAAUGGGUCACAACUCAUUCAAACACUAAAAGGCUCUUAGUCAGAUGCCGUAAUCAUCACGAGGGGUGCAAUGUUAGGAUUCGGGCCAUCAACAGCAAGAGACACGGUUGCUGGGUCAUAUCCCGUGCGGUGAACACACACACAUGUGUGUCAUCCAUAACUUCCCAAGGCCAUCGACAGUUGAAAUCCAGGGUGGUUGCUGCGGCUAUCAAGCAUCUAAUUGAGCAAGAGCCAGACCUAAAGGUGAAAGUCAUAAUCGCUGACAUUGCAAGUCGUUAUGGUUAUAUGAUUAACUAUAAGAAGGCGUGGCAUGGAAAGCAGAAAGCUCUGGCCGCCGUCUUUGGUGAUUGGGAAGAAUCAUAUGCAUUCCUUCCCAGGUUAAUUUUGGCAUUGGAGGCGUCUAACCCUGGCACGGUUUUCUCCCCUCGAUACCAAGAUGAAGAGAUACAACCCCCAGAGCCAGGUAACAAGCGCCAUUUCAGAAGACUUUUCUGGGCAUUCAAGCCAUGUAUUGAUGGUUUUGGCUUCUGUGUCCCUGUCAUCCAAGUGGAUGGAACAUUCCUUACCGGCAAGUACAAGGGCACUCUCCUGAUUGCCAGUGGGGCGGAUGCAAACAGACAAGUCUUUCCUUUAGCCUUCGCCAUCGUCGAGGGAGAGAAUGCUGAUAGCUAUGGAUGGUUCUUUCGGCAAAUUCAGAUCCAUUGUACUAGGAGGACGAACCUUACAAUAAUCUCUGAUCGGCACGCCGGCAUCAUAGCUGCCAUCUUAGGUUUAGAUCCAGCGUGGAAGUGGUCCCAAAGGUGGUGCAUACGACACUUCAAGAGCAACUGGAACCAUCAUUUCAAGCGGAAGAAGCUUGCUGAUAAUUUGUGGUGGAUUGGUCAGUUUGUAAUUAGAUGUAUAAUUUAGUUCCAAUUACAAUAUCUUAGUACUUUUGGCGAUACGUGCUCUGGUUAGACUCUUUCUAAAGUGAUGCAUGCCUAAGGAAAUGGGGGUUUAAGCGAUUAUCAUGAUCCUCCCAUUUCCUGGGAAAAUCGGGUUUUAAGCGAUCUUCGGAUCCCCCCUUUUCUGUCAAACAGGCUGUGUUUCUAAGGGGAUGUAUACCUCUCCUAAGAGUAUAACGAGAGUACUUUCGGG